Molecule: messenger RNA, 4346 nt
Organism: Pseudo-nitzschia multistriata
Lineage: Eukaryota; Bacillariophyta; Bacillariophyceae; Bacillariales; Bacillariaceae
Source: the annotation of a GenBank genome assembly
AGCCGCCCUCUUGGAAUCAAAUCCACUCGAAUGCUCUUGGUUUGUUCCCAUUUGCCCUUGGUAUAUUGAACUUCCAUUUCUUGCCCUUGUGGUAGAUGGACAAUUUCGUAUCCAUCCGUGUAUGAGUGAUUUGGCGGCACGGGUGGAUUCUCGAUCUGAACUAUCAGAGGCUUCUGAUCACGGUGGACAUUCACAACCUUGGCGGACAUUGCAUAAGUACCAGCUGCUACAAUAGAAUGAGGUAAUAUGUACUCGACUUGUCCGUCGUGUUCCAAGUGAAGCUGAUUUCCACCUAAAAAGCUUUUUGUGACCAUCACAUUUUUGGGUGGCCUUUUUGGAUCAACAAAAGAAGUAGCGGGAAUUAUAAUGGUACCAUCGGGUUGGAUUAGGUGAUCAUUUCCUUUCAGCGAGCGAUCUGGGUUGGUGUCUUUGUUGGAAGAGUCAUAACUACUCUUCUGUUCUUUUAUCGUUUUCUGAUGCUGAAUUUUGGAGGCACGUGGAAAGCCAAACUCGUUGCAAACACUACCAUUCAAUUCAAAUUUAUCACCAUUCGUAUCGCCAGUGCCAAGGCUUUUCACAGACGUCGAGCAGAAGGAACGCGACAUCAUCUUUCGUUGAGAUAAGGCCAGAGAACGCCAAACCUUUGCAGAUACAAAAUCUUCUUCGACGGUUUCUCCCAAACUUUCGGCAAGGCAUUCCAGCAAGAUAACCUUUUCGUAGUAGAUGCGUGGACGAUCGGCCGACGUCCUCGCUUGUGUCUCUUCGAGGAAAUCGGGGCCACGGCGUGUAUUCGCACCGUAUCGGUUGUCAUCCCACCAGGAAUAUUGCCACGGGGCACCAAGGCAGACCGUCCAGCCUCCGAUGCUGCGAUCAUUUGUCCAACGAGUCAUUGCUGCAUGUCCCGGCUGUCGCACUCCCCAGGUCGGAAUGCCCCACGCCUUGCUAAUAAAUCUACCGAACCAUGCACGGGCGCCGCAUUCUCCACCCGCGCUCAGCAAUGCUGGAUAGUCGCGAAACUCGUGAUCUGGAUGCCGGUAUCCAACAUCAGAUCUGACGGACAUGACAUAGCGCCACCGUUGGUCUUCCAUAAAGAUUUGAUCGGGGCGAUAAUUCCUCAAGAAUGAUCUUCCCCAGGUCAGAUCAUCGUUGCUGGCAUUCGCAUCCACAACUUUUCUCAAUUCCCAAACAGAGAGCGUGAAAAAUGCGUCGUCCAGCGUAUCGAUAAAUGUGAUCUUGCAGCUUUCGAGAUCAUUUUUGUCUCCAUUCUUGUUGUCGGCAAACUUUGCGAAGUAACGGAAGCGCUCUACGGGGUCCACAAAUUCGUUUUCUUGCUGGAAAAUAGGGAUGGGCGUCGAAAGCUCGAGGGCAACUGCUAGAGCUAAGCGUUGCUUAAGAGAAAAUGGUUCUGUUGAGGUCAUCGAUGCUGUGCCACCAUCAACACCGUUUUCAUUUUGCAAUUUAUCAUAAAUGUUCAAAGCUGGUCCGUAAUUGCCGUUCGAGGGCCCGCCCGACGCGAGGAAAAGCUCCAUAAGUGUCGUGGAAUUGUUUUCUCGGCCUAGAAAUUGGUCCAACAAUUUUGGAUUGGCACCGGGGGAUUCGGCACACCAGGUUGCCAGCUUUUUCGGCGUCGCUUGUAUCAACACAGUGCACUCCAGCAAAUCGUGUUCAAUCUGCGAAAGGCCACCAUCCAACAAACCACUUGCCCUUACAAGGGCAGAACCAGUGUUGGUCCCCGCCUCUUCCAGACGAUCGAUAACGGCUUGUGCGUCUUUCACAGCUUUUGCAGAUGGAUCUACCACAGAAGCAUCCUUCCAGCUAUCGUCGUCGGGGUGCUUGAUUUGUUCGUUCUGGAGGGCCGUUACUAUGGUCUUCGAAGUCUCCAGUGUCUGCUUCGCUGCUUCCAACGAUAGAAUGACGGAAGAAAAGAUGGAAUCUGAGUCGAGCUCUUCCUUGCUUGGUAUAACCUGCUGGAUUUUGCUUCGAAGACUUGCGAUUCGAUCCUCAAAGUAGGCUUCGGAAUAUUUCUCUGGUUUCGGUACGAAUUGAGGGAGAUAAACAGCGGCCAUCUGUGGUUCAUCGGAUGAAGUAUCCACCAUUUUCAAAGAAGCGAAGAUAUUCUUCGAUUGGAAAGUUUCAGACGCAUUUAUGGUUGUUUCUGCCAGAGUUUUAGCAGGUGCUGAAUCUUUUUGUUGUGUACGAAAGAACAUGAAUCGACUGUAUGCUUGAUAGACUUCGGUAUCGAAAUAAAAUGUCAAUUUCGUUCGACUCUUCCGCCAUUCUUCAGUAGAAAAAACGAGAUAACAAAGGCCGAACAUCAACCAUCGAAGUCGACAGGGUUCGCAACAUUCUUUCUGCGAAUGUAUCCAUUCCAAGUGUCAUACGUAGUCGAGCGAGUCGUUUUAUCAUUCUUGGUCGUGCCGACUUGUCUUCACUUUUGACCUUGAAACUCGAAAAGGAAUCGUCGUACGGUACGUCGUACUAGCUGUAAGAAGAAGGUACCGGUACGUACGCUUCGUACGUUACCUCCGGCCUCGUACUCGUGCUCGUAAACUGAAGAUCCAAAUUCAAAUUUUUGAAAUUUGAUUUUGAACUGCCAACAGAAAAUAACAAGGCAUCAAUCAACUUAGAAAGAUGCGAAAGCUUCGAACCCCGAAGUGAAUUCCCGGAAGUCGCAAAAGAAUGGUGGAGGGCCCGGGGGCAACCCGAAAUGGUUGCAAAGUGCAGCCGGUUGUUGGAUUAGUGCUUCGGGAUUUCACAAUCCAAAAACCUUGCGGCAAGAGUGAUGAGGACAAGAAAAAAGUCGAACUGGAAGGUAGGCGUCUAGAAUCUGCGUUUUCUGUGGGGAAGGAAGUCUUCCUUCUUCUUGGGCCAGUGUGUUUUAAUGAAAAAAACGGAAACACAGUAGAGGAACAAGAACAACGACGAUCGGAGUUCGAUACAAAACCAAUCGCAAUCCGGCUUCACUUCGGAAUGAAUGGUGUCCUCACCGUGCGAAAGCUUGGCGGACCUUCCAGAUUGUCCCCCUGGAGGCGAAACGACAAGAGCCUUCCAAAAUGUACGAUCAAGUUUUCUAAAAGCGAUUCGGUCGAUGGCAAGAAAUCCAAUCGUUCCAUUUCCGAUACGAAUGAAACGGUCGUUAUCGAAACGGUGUCGUCUACAUGUACAGUCGUCUCUUCGGUUGUGGCACGGUCUAAAUUAAAUCGGCUGCAAAGGAAAGAUGUGUGCGCGGAUGCCACCACCUUCGAGCCAGAAUUGGUACUUGAAGAUAUAUUCGAAAAGAGGUCGACGGCUAUGGUUUGCGAUGCCAUCUUGGAUCAGGAACGAUUUCCUGGCGUUGGGAAUAUUAUCAAGAUCGAGGGUCUUCACAAAGCUGGUGUUCAUCCCAGGAGACUAGUCGAAACACUGUCACGAGAGGAACUGAAACGGACUAUUUUGGAAUGCCGUGCCUAUGCCAUGGGAUGGCUUUCCACCGGGAGGGCGCCUGCAAAGCAGGUGUACAAUCGAACGAAAUGUGGAUCGUGCAACGUGGGGCGUGUGAGGAUGGUGAAAAUGGGCAAAGACCUGAGUCGUGUCACAUUUUGGUGCGAGAAAUGUCAGCCUUUUGCUGGCAUGGAUGUAGCCAAACCGAGGACUCGUGUUUUACAAAACAAAACCUCAAUUAAUGUAACGGUUCCAGAAGUGCACGCGCCGCCAGUCCUUACAAGCUGCUGCCCACAGCAUGGAUCCAAAACAGUUGUUUUGCGUCGCGUGAGAAAGGCCGCGUCUCCGAAUAUCAAUCGAUUGUUUCGAACGUGCAAAGUCCAAGGGUGUCCGUAUUUCUCCUGGGCCGAUUCUCACCUCCCAUUGUGCGGCUGUCAUAUCAAAACCAUACUCCGUGUCAGCAAGACGGAACGAACGGGGGGUCGUUGGUUCCUUUCUUGUGCAGCUGCCAGCUCAAGAUCUCACAAAAGUCAAAAAUCCAAUGGCUGUGCAUUCUUUCAGUGGGUCACUCCUGGCCAGAUGGCACCGUUGCAAGGCUUGUCCCCCUUAAGUUGAUAUCACCAAAUUAAUUUCAAGAGCGACUCCAUGUUCUUCUCCGCAACGAUAAGGCAGGAGCUUCGGAGACGCCUUUAUUUUUCUCCACCUGAUUCAGAUACGAAAAGGAAAGAGAAUUCAACCAUCAGAGAAAACCAAAAAUGCAGAAAAUGGUAGUCUCCAGAAACUCUCUAAGAUCACGUGAAGAGUUCUUUCCUUUUUCACUUCCUCAGCAGAGCCCAGUCAGGAAAGAAGGAGGAAUAUCGAAAAAGAAGUAGAACACUUUGUACUUUUCAGAGUGCUCCAAAACCGAAUACAAUUUGUGAUUAUUG